This is a messenger RNA of Cynara cardunculus var. scolymus (artichoke), 1594 nucleotides long. RefSeq names its product katanin p60 ATPase-containing subunit A-like 2. Gene Ontology annotation, molecular function: ATP hydrolysis activity; ATP binding. The record is from RefSeq and is a predicted model, not a curated record. Bases 257 to 1480 code for a protein of 407 amino acids. Lineage: Eukaryota; Viridiplantae; Streptophyta; Magnoliopsida; Asterales; Asteraceae. The transcript is spliced from 11 exons.
GAAGAAUUCCCUUGUUAGAAAUGGGAUCUGGCACCAUUGAUUCCCCACAUGUGAUGUGAUCAAAAGAUCCCUUUGCAUUUGUUUAUUUAUUUACUCCACAGCUCGCCAAGUAUCUACUGCUUGUACUCGACAACUCUUCCCCCAUUUCUUUAUUCCAUGAAAAUCGAAUUUAGUUAACCACUGGAACAUACAACAGCUACACAAAGGAUCGUCUUCAGAUCUUUCUUUUCAAGUUUUCUUUGUGUCACAAACAACAAUGGCGGAUGAACCUUCCGUCACUCGUUGGUCCUUCCAGGAUUUUAAGAUGUUUUAUGAUAUUAAGUUUGGGAGGAAAAAGGAAGUCGUUCCAAAAGAUGCUGCUGCAAAUGGUCAACAGACUAAUGGUCAAGCUUCGAGCAACGGAAACUCAUCGAUUGCAACCUCAAAUGGAAGUGGGCACCCAAACAGCACAUCUGAAUUGUCAAUAUAUGAACAGUACAGACAGGCAAGAGAGAAUUCAACCCCAAAUGGAGUUACAUCAUCGGAUGCUGAGAAACCAAGAAAGUCUCUGCUUCCUGCUUUUGAAUCAGCAGAAAUGCGAACUUUGGCAGAGAGUUUAAGUAGGGAUAUUAUUCGUGGUAGUCCAGAUGUGAAGUGGGAGAGCAUAAAGGGGUUAGAGAAUGCAAAACGCCUGCUUAAAGAAGCAGUUGUUAUGCCAAUCAAAUAUCCCAAGUACUUCACUGGUCUUUUAUCCCCAUGGAAAGGAAUCCUCUUGUUUGGUCCUCCAGGAACCGGAAAGACAAUGCUUGCAAAGGCUGUUGCAACCGAGUGCAAUACUACGUUUUUCAACAUUUCAGCAUCAUCCAUUGUCAGCAAAUGGCGCGGUGACUCCGAGAAGUUAGUGAAGGUGUUAUUUGAGCUCGCAAGACAUCAUGCACCGUCAACUAUAUUUCUGGAUGAGAUUGAUGCAAUCAUUAGUCAACGUGGUGAAUCACGAAGUGAGCAUGAAUCAAGUAGGCGUCUGAAAACAGAGUUACUUAUCCAGAUGGAUGGUCUGACAAAAACGGAUGAGCUCGUUUUUGUAUUGGCAGCUACAAACCUCCCUUGGGAACUUGAUGCUGCCAUGCUCAGGCGUCUUGAGAAGAGAAUCCUUGUACCUCUUCCAGAGCCUGAAGCAAGGAAAGCCAUGUUUGAGGAGUUAUUGCCUACAGUACCUGAAGAGGAGACACUUCCGUAUGAUUUGUUGGUGGAAAAGACAGAAGGUUAUUCAGGUUCUGAUAUACGGUUGCUAUGCAAAGAGGCUGCUAUGCAACCUCUGAGACGUGUAAUGGCUAUUCUGGAAGAACAUGAUAUGUUGCCUGAUGAUGAGCUGCCAAAGGUGGGUCCAAUCAAACCCGAAGACGUUCAAACAGCAUUAAAGAACACGAGGCCUUCUGCUCAUCUACAUGCUCCUCGUUAUGAACGGUUCAACUCCGAUUAUGGUAGUCAGAUACUGCAGUGAAGGGAAAAACAUCAAGCGUUUGGUUCAAUUGUUGCUUCCCAUUUUUACCCCCAUCUCAACUCUUCCUAUUGCUAGUCCAUUGCCUAUCAUAAUGUUGAAUUUAGUUUACAUGAU